Molecule: messenger RNA, 4658 nt
Organism: Salvelinus fontinalis (brook trout)
Lineage: Eukaryota; Metazoa; Chordata; Actinopteri; Salmoniformes; Salmonidae
Product: scavenger receptor cysteine-rich domain-containing group B protein-like
Exons: 11
Cellular component (GO): membrane
Source: RefSeq, a predicted model, not a curated record
GACAGAGACGGAGACGGAGACGGAGACGGAGACGGAGAUAGAGAGUCCAGUGCACUGAUUGGUUGUUUGUGUAAGUGUGUGUUCCACCAGGCACCCAGACUGAUUGGAGCGUCAGUCAGACAGCGAGCCAUGCGAGGGCAGCGUGUAGCAGAUUGUGUGCGUAGACCAUGUGGAGGCUGGAAAGUGGUUGUCUGGCUGCUGUUGUCCCUGCUAGGUUCCCUGCUACUGGUGGGCAUCAGUGGGAUUCUGCAGAUCGAUAUGACCAAAAUCAGCAGACGAGCCAUAUCCACCAAUAGCACGACGACGAUGACUGCCAUGAAGACAACGCAUUCUCAAGUGCGUCUGGUGAACGGGCGUAACAGGUGUGAGGGGCGUGUGGAGGUUUGGCACAACGGGACAUGGGGCACAGUGUGUGAUGACGAUUGGGACAUGGUAGAUGCCAACGUGGUGUGUCGGCAGUUGGACUGUGGUCUGGCCAUGGCGGUGGGCAGCAUCUCAGAGUAUGGCCAGGGCUCAGGGCCCGUCCUGCUGGACAAUGUUGACUGCAAAGGAGGGGAGACAGACCUGGGACAGUGUGGAAGUCUGGGCUGGGGCAUCCACAACUGUUACCACUAUGAGGACGUGUCUGUCGCAUGUAAAGAUACAUCAGUGCUGGAGUCACGGGGCAUGGGCGAGCCCACCACUCCGUCUAGGAGAAACUCAGGAUUAAGAGAUGGUACGAUCCGGCUAGUUGGUGGACUGGACUACUGCCAGGGACGGGUGGAGGUCUACUACCGUGGCAGCUGGGGGACGGUGUGUGAUGACGACUGGGGUAUGAGAGACGCAGGGGUGGUGUGCCAGCAGAUAUACUGUGGCCAUGCCAUUUCCUCCACCACCAACGCCUAUUUUGGCUACGGGACAGGCCUGAUUCUACUGGACAACGUCAACUGUAAUGGCCACGAGAACCAGCUGAGUAAAUGCUACAGCCUGGGCUGGGGGAUACACAACUGUGGACAUCAUGAGGAUGCCGGGGUUGUCUGUUCAGGCUCAGGAUCCACUACCGUUCCUCCUAUGAACACUGACACCAUGGGCAAGGGAUUCUUUCAGACUGCCAGCACUGCAGUAACCGACCAAACAGAAUUAGUCACCGAAGCAACUACGGCUGUGACAACGGUUGCCAUGACAACGAGAGAGCGGACCACCAUCCGCGUGGUGAAUGGUAACAGCAGCUGCCAGGGCCGUGUGGAGGUGUUCCACAACAACCAGUGGGGCACGGUGUGUGACGAUGACUGGGAUCUGCCCAAUGCCCAGGUGGUGUGUAGGCAUCUGGGCUGUGGCCCUGCCAUCUCUGCCAAGGUCCUGGCCUACUUCGGCUACGGCUCGGGCCCCAUCCUGCUGGACAAUGUGGACUGUAGAGGCAGUGAAGGGGAGCUGGCGGCUUGUUUCCACCUGGGCUGGGGACAGCACAACUGUGGACAUCAUGAAGACGCUGGAGUCAUCUGUACACCCUUUCAGCUUGUGGGACCUGGAAAUGACUUUGGGAUGACAGAGAGAACGCCCACCACUAGACCACCAAGUGAAGGCCUGGCGAGGCUGGUGGGCGGGCAGCACCGCUGCGAGGGCCGGGUGGAGAUGUUCUCAGGGGCGGAAUGGGGUACGGUGUGCGACGAUGCUUGGGACAUGCCUGAUGCCCAGGUGGUGUGUCGCCAGCUGGGCUGUGGGGAGGCUGCUGCGGCCCGUGGGGAGGCCUUCUUUGGGCCCGGCAGCGGCACCAUCCUACUGGACAAUCUGAAGUGCAGCGGCUCUGAGGCCUCGCUCCAGCAGUGCUCCCACAUAUCCUGGGACGUGCACAACUGUGACCACUCUGAAGACGCCGGCGUCACCUGCUCACUAUCGUGAUUCCAGCAGUGAUUCGCCACCAUGGAGCCGCCAAACUCCUCCCAACUCCACUGCCAACUAAUAGGACGGGCACCAUGGGUAGCACAACCCGGGACUUGUAAACAUUAUGUAAAUAACAGCUCAUCCCAAUGCCAAACAUAAGGAAGACCACAACAACAACAAACAAACAAGCAAAGAAAACAAACUAACAUAUGAUGAUAGAUGAUUAAAUAUUAUAAUAAUCUAUUCCUAUUAAGCACUUUAUAAAUAUAUAUGAUAUAAAAUACGCUGUACACAUUUUUUUUAUAUUUGAUAAACAGUGGAAACCAAAGUUUUUAACCGACUCUCUGUCUCUCUGGCUCUUUUCUUUUUUUGUCAAGAUGCUAAAAUAGAGGUAACUAACCCACUAACCCUCUUCUCACUAGCAGCACACACAGCCAUAGUGUACUGUACCAGGGCAUGGUGAGCAACAACAACAACAACAACAACAACAAUCCAGGCCCACAAUACCAAAGCCAAACUUAUAGAAAUAGACUCUAUAGAGACUAUAGACUAUCUAUAGAAAAAGCUAUGUAUUUCUAUGGCCAAAUCUAUUUGUUUGAACAUAGGCAGAAAGAUGGACAGUGCAUGUACAUGACACUGUAGUGCUCUUGGCACAUGCUUCCUAAUUUGAUAAGCUUUUUAAUGUAUUAUUCCUGAGCAGAUGUGGAUGUGUAUCUGAAAUCUGAACAUGAUGACUUCCAAAGCCCCAGUAUUUUGGUUAUUUUGCUGAAAUAUUUGUUAUAUUUGACACCUUUAUUGUGUAAAUAAUCACCCUAGCUAGCUUGUGUUCUAUUUUUUCCCCUCUUAUGAAACAUGAUGACCCAUUAUUUUCUGUCUGACUUGUGUAUUUUGAUGUCUGGUUUUGGAAAAGGCUUGCUUGUCUUCACUCUCUCUCUCUCUCUCUCUCUCUCUCUCUCUCUCUCUCUCUCUCUCUCUCUCUCUCUCUCUCUCUCUCUCUCUCUCUCUCUCUCUCUCUCUCUCUCUCUCUCUCUCUCUCUCUCUCUCUCUCUGUCAGACACAGUGCUAUUUCAGGUGGAGUAUGGCAUAUGAUCUAAGCCUUAGCUACAUCCUUAAUGUGAAAUGAGUUAUCUUCAAUUAUCUGCUCGUGCCUCUUCAUUUUGUAUUUUGUAUCAGACAUUUCGCACUGCAAGGUGUAAAUUUCAUUUCAGUGUGUAAGGAUCUGUGCUUCUGUGUCUGUGAGUUAAUAUGUGUGUGUCUGGCAGGUGAGUCAGAUCUACUGUACUGUUUGUGAAUGUGUGUACAGUAUAUACAGUCAGUGACAUGUACACUGAUUGGGGAAUUAUUACAAUAUGGCAGCAGUCAGAUUACUCAAAUCUGUCACUGCAAUGAUUAAAUCUGAAUCUGAAAAAGUCGAAAUGGGGAAUGAAUGAUUGGGAAAUGUUACUUUAAUAACACCAUAAAUGGGGUUGAGAGGGAGGGCACAAGAAUCGGUCAGCCUUCAUCAGAAAUAAUAGUUAGCUUCUUGCCAUGAGUGGCACAACGAUUCUCAGGUUUAACGAAAUGCCUCAACUAUAUGGGGUCAGGAAAUUAAUCUGAAUGAAUUGAGGUGUAUGCUCACCAAGUUAUUCCAGAGUCUGUAUGGCAUGGUGCGAAAUUGGUGCGAAAUGCUAUGUACAGUCGCUAGUGAAAGUCUACAUAACCCUUGCACAGUCUUCCCAUUUGCUGCCUUAAAGUUUAAUCUCAAAAGGUGAAUACAUUGGAUUUUUUCUAGACAACCUACCCCACAUUUUCAAUUCUUUUAACGAAGUUGUCUUGAUGACGUAUGUAUACACACCCCAGAGUUAACACUUGGUGGAACCACCUUUGGCAGCCAUUACAGCUGUGAAUAAUUUUGGAUAAGAUUCUACCAACUUUGCAAAACUCUUAGGGCAACAUUAAUCCAUUGUUUAUGUCAAAAUUGCUCAAGCUCAGUAAAUUUGCUUUGGAGUCGUUGAUGGACAGCUACAGUAUAGUCAAACCGUGUCUCUGAAUUUAAAGCAAAUUUAAGUCAGGACUGAGGCUGGACCACUCAGGAACACUCAACACCUGUUAGAAAGUCAUUCUGGUUUGCCUUUGACUUUAAGCAUUCCAGGGUUAGGAAAUCAGAAGACUGAGACAGGUUUUCCUCCAACUUUAUCCUGGGCUUUGCUCCUUUCAGAUUUCAUAUUUUGUUUGAUCCUAACAAACUCCUCAGUCCCUGCCAGUGACUAGCAUACCCAUAACAUGAGGCUGCCACCACAAUACUUGAAAAUACAGAGGGGUUCACUCUGUGUUGUGUUCUAUUGGAUUUGAUCCAAGCAUGUAGUUUUUAUUUACUGGUAGGCAAAAAAGUUAAUUUCUUUACGAUGUUGAGUGAUCCUGAAUGGUCCAGUGUCAAAAUUGCUUGAAAAUUAGAGACAAGGUUUGAAUAUUGCUGUCCAUCAACGACUCAAAACAAAAUUUACUGAGCUUGAACGAGUUUGACAAAAAACUAUGGAUAUUGUCAGACCCCUUGACUUUUUCAACAUUGUGUUACGUUACAGCCUUAUUCUAAAAUGGAUUUCAAAAAUAUAUAAUCCUCAGCAAUCUACACACAAUACCCCAUAAUGACAAAGCGAAAACAGUUUUUUUGAAAUCUUAGCAAAUGUAUUAAAAAACUAAGACAGAAAAACCUUAUUUACAUAAGUAUAUAGACCCUUUCCUAUGCGACUCUAUAGACAGCCACAGAUCUGUAUAUAUAAGGUCUCACAGUUGACAGUGCAUGUCAGAGAAAAAAACAA